Molecule: messenger RNA, 2925 nt
Organism: Sphaeramia orbicularis (orbiculate cardinalfish)
Lineage: Eukaryota; Metazoa; Chordata; Actinopteri; Kurtiformes; Apogonidae
Product: myeloid zinc finger 1-like
Exons: 8
Coding region: 141-2000 (619 amino acids)
Biological process (GO): attachment of mitotic spindle microtubules to kinetochore
Source: RefSeq, a predicted model, not a curated record
UUGUGAUGUUGUUGAUCUAAACGUGUGACUUUUGAAUGAAUAUUGGACGAUUUCGCUGCGGCUUGAGUCUGGGCAGGUACUUUGGAGGAAACCCGAUCCGGUUGAGGAGGCAAAUGUAAACAGUGUCUGCCGGUGGAAGAAUGCCGUCAUCCUGCUGUGCCGUGGGUUGUCAGAAUAGAAAGAGCACACAGAAAGACUUAAUCUUCUACAGAAUUCCUGCUGGUAAACAUCCCUUCCACAAAAAUCGGCGGAAGUUGUGGUUGCAGGCAUUAAGACGCGAGGACUGGUCUGAGGAGGAACUAAAGAAUGCUCGUCUGUGCAGUGCACACUUCAGAUCUGGAAAAGCGUCAAUGGACCAUGGUAGUCCAGACUUUGUUCCUUCUGUAUUUUCAGAAACAUUAGCUGUUACAGCAAGUGGACACUCAAAGCUUGAAAGACAUCAACGCAAAAAUGGGCGUCAGGAGUCACAGGUGACAAGGAACCCUGAUGAUGGAGAAACAGAUGCUAUAAAUGCUGCAGAGGGUUUAGUGAGCCUUCAUUCACAAGUGACUGACAAUGCCAAAUGUAUGCAGCAAAGGCGUCAACUUGAAACCCCUCUCCAAAGACUACUGCGAAAUAAAGCCCGUGCUGAAGACAUGCGCCGAAUCAGGCAGCAAAAGAAGUCCGCUCAUAGAACGCAGCGCUUGGAAAGCGAUGCCUCACCACAUCAGUAUGUUUUGUUCGGUGAACCGUCACCAGAUAGAGUACAGCGCUUGGAAAGCGAUGCCUCACCACAUCGACAAGUACGACAAAGUGAAACAUCGGCAGAAAGAACGCAGCGCUUAGAAAGUGAUGAUGCCUUACGACAUCAACAAGCGCAACAAUACAUGUCCGUCACGGUCCAGAGUCGCGGUGAGGCCGGGGGCGGGGUUGUGGCUCACCUCCAGUGCGCCACCUGUGGUCAUUACUCAAAGAGCCACGCCCACCAGCUGUCCCACAUGGCGGCGUCCCACCCGGCGGCGCUGAACAGCCUUGCGAUGGGUCGCCUUGGAAACAUCCUCAUGUACCAGAGCACGGCGCGGCUCUUCCACUGCUCCUCCUGCUUCUUCACCAGCCGAGACUUCACCAAACUGUACCAGCACAUCAUCGCAGAGCACUGCGCCGACGCCGAGGAGGAAGACGACGGUGGCGGUGAGGACAAGGACAAGGCGGGGGACGAGGAGAAACCCGGGGACGAAGAGGAGGAGUCUCUGAAGAGGAAGAGGAGCGGCGAGGCCGAAGAGGAGGCGGAGGUGAACAACGACAAAGCGGAUGGCGAAGGGCCGGGCGAAAACAUGCUGCUGUUCGAAGGGGGCGGAUACCGCUGCCUCAUCUGCGGCUGGAAGAACAAGCUCAAGUCUCUGGGCGUCAACCACGUCGUACGCAAACACGACAUCCCCAAAGCGUUCGCGUCGCAGGCUGUCAAACGGGACACCGCCGCCGCCAUGGGCCACGGGUCAUGGGCGGAGGAGGAAGUGGCGGCGGCUGCCACCACAUCCGGGCUUAGCGGUGACAUGCUGAGGGAGGAGGUGGAGGCCACGGCCAAGGUGGUGCGCUUCAUCUCCAACCGCUUCGUCUGCCUGAUGUGUGGAUGGAAAACCAAACUGAGAGGGUUCGCCAUCAGCCACGUGGUGCGGAACCACGACGUGGAGCGGCCGUACAGCUGCAAAGACUGCAAACGCUCCUUCUUCCUGCCCAGUCGUCUGCAGCAGCACAUUCACUCCGCCCACCGGCCCGGACGCUACGCCUGCCCCUUCUGCUGCUUCAGGUCCCACUUCCUGGGCGGAUUCCGGAGACACUGCAGCCGCUGCAACGCCCGCGAGGAGGACGGUGGGGGCGGGGACUACGAGGACGAAGGGGGCGGGGACCGCGAGGAGGAGGAGGAGGCGGCAGGGGAGGAGAGGAGGGGGAGGAGGCGGAGGAGGGCGACGGGGAGGGCGGUCAUAGUGGAGGACGACGGCGAAGAGGACGACGAUGAGUGACAAACCACCUCUCAACCGGUUUGAACGCCACGGACAAACUGAUGGUCAUGUGACAUUUGGUCGAAGAAACAAAUCUCAAGAUUAUCCGAUAAAAACACAUGUAGGUGUUUGACGUGAAAACGGGCAAAUCCUGUAAUGUUAAUAAACAUCGACUUGAACCAGACGUUGAGGUUCUUGUUUUGACCGUCGCCAACGCUAAACUCCACCAUUGGACGAUUAUUUUUAUCUUUAGUUUCUGUUUCAUUAACGCUGAUCAGUCUGAAGUAGAAACAGGUUCUGAAACACAAAUAAAUGUCCUGUAAAUGUAACUCUUACUUAUCAUCAUUAAGACCUGAUUCCAGUCAACUAUGAGCCAGCGGUAAUGAAUAUUUGUUAUUUAUUUACCCAAAACAUACAAAACAAACGCACCAAUCACAUCAGAAAGUGAUGAGGCGAGUCGACUAGAGCCCGCCUCCAAAAGUAAAACAUAAAAGCACCAUUCAUCUUUAACAUUCACCAAAAUAAAAGCCCAGUUUGUUCAACAUAAUCAUCCUCAUGUAACACGAGUUCAAACUCAAUGACGUCUGCUCUGACAGGUGUCGACAGGUGAAGUGGGAGGAGCCUCAGUUCUCGAUUUUUACCUCCAUCUUUGCUCUUGACCUGAUUCAAUCGGUCUUUUUUUGUUCUGACCAAUCAGCUGCUGAUGUCGGGCAGAUGUAGCCAAUCAGAGCUGGGGGAAGAGUUCUGAACAUUGCUACAUUAUUGCAGCUGAAAGCCGUCGCCAUGGUUACUGAAUUCCAAAACUGAGGGCUUCACAUUGAAUGGACUGUAUUUGUUAAUAUUAACAUGUUGCAUUUACUUACAUUGUUAUCUCUGGUUUUAUCAGUUUGGAAAUAGAAGAUUCAGAUGAUUUUUGAUUAAAUAAAUCCAUGUUAUAUUUGCAGUG